CAAAAGUGUGAAGAAUAUGAGCAUCAAUUAAAAGAGUUAAGAAAUAAGGUUAAGGAACUUGAGGUUUCUUCGGAUUCAAAAGAUCAGAAGUGGAACAUGAAAAUGAACCGAUUUCUGACUGUCAUAACAUUUCAAUUCAGUUCACUACAGAAAAUGAAGUUAUCUUUGGAAUCCACUAAGCAAAAUGUAAUAAAAGAGCAAACGGUUUAUGCAGGGGAGUUGGAUCUAUUGGGUGUAAAACUUAAACCACUUCUACAGGCAGCUGAAAACUACCACGUUGUUAUGGCUGAAAAUAAAAAACUGUUCAAUGAGAUUCAAGAACUAAAAGGAAAUAUCAGAGUAUAUUGUCGAAUUCGACCAUCGGCAAUAGGAAAAUUGGAAAAAGAGUCUAUUGUUGAACACGUUGGUGAAAAUGAUUUGGUUGUGGCAAAUCCAUCCAAAGAAGGAAAAGAUACUCUUCGAUCAUUUAAAUUUAACAGGGUUUUCAACCCUGCCGCAACUCAAGCGGAGGUAUACUCCGACAUCCAAGACUUCACUAGAUCAGUUCUAGAUGGGUAUAAUGUGUGUAUAUUUGCUUAUGGUCAAACUGGUUCAGGGAAAACUUAUACAAUGACUGGUCCAAAUGGGGCAACAAGCGAGACUAUCGGUGUUAACUAUCGAGCUCUAAAUGACCUCUUCAGGAUUUCCACAAGUAGACAAAAUAUAGUGGAAUAUGAGAUCGGAGUUCAAAUGGUUGAGAUAUAUAACGAGCAAGUCCGUGACUUGUUAACAACAUAUGCUUCACCAAAAAGACUUGGGAUAUUGACUCAAUCUCGACCAAAUGGCUUAGUAGUCCCAGAUGCUAGCUUGUUCCCAGUGAAAUUACCUUCAGAUGUUAUUAAGCUAAUGGAAAUUGGACUUAAAAAUAGAGCCAUUGCUGCAACUGCUAUGAAUGAACGAAGUAGUCGUUCUCACAGUGUUGUCUCAGUUCACGUUACCGGGAAGGACUUAAAGACUGGUUGCACUAUGGCUGGUAAUCUUCAUUUGGUAGAUUUGGCUGGAAGUGAAAGAGUAGAUCGUUCUGAAGUAAUUGGGGAUAGGCUCAAAGAAGCACAGCAUAUAAACAGAUCACUAGCUGCCCUUGGAGAUGUUAUUUUUUCCCUUUCUCAAAAGAGCUCUCAUGUACCAUACAGAAACAGCAAGCUUACUCAACUUCUACAAACUUCUCUUGGUGGUCAAGCAAAGACGCUCAUGUUCGUCCAAAUCAAUUCAGACGUAAGUUCAUAUUCUGAAACUCUGAGCACUUUAAAGUUUGCUGAGAGGGUUUCUGGAGUUGAAUUAGGAGCUGCACGAAGUAACAAAGAGGGCAAAGACUUUAGAGAAAUGAUGGAACAGGUGUCUUCUUUGAAGAGCUCUAUUUUGGCAAAAGAUGAGGAGAUUGAGAGGCUUCAAGCCAUGAAAGGUUUAGCUGGUAGCAGAGUUAAGCGAAAUAUAAUUCCACGAAGUAGAAGUAGUAUCCAGUUACAAUCUGCUAGCCCCCAACCAAUUGAUGAUCAUGCACAACAAAAUGAUUUUGUUGCAACUGCAGAAACUUCAGGAUGUACAGAUUCUGAUUUUGACGGAAGAUCAAGUGAUUUUUCUGACGGUGGUGUUGCUGCAGGCACAGAAACUGAUGGUUCUGAAAAUUCCAGUCUCACUGAAGUCCCAAAACCACCAUCAGAGAAGAUGUCUAAAGGACUUCGCAGAACUGUUCAAGCGAUGAGGAAAUUUGGCCGAACUUCAUCAAACACAAUCCCUACAAUCCCCACCGCCGGCCCAGUAAAGGAACCAGUGAAGAAGUCAUCAAGUAUUAAAAAAAGCAUGAGUAUAGGCACCCUUAAGCCUCCAAAACUGUGGAAGUAAAGUAGGAAGCAGAAGCGACAAUUCAUAUUUCACUUUCACUCUUUGACCACCGUGUAAAUAUUUCAUUGGUAUGCAAUAGUUUACUUUUUUUUAGUCAUGUUGGUGACACUUUUGAGGGUAUUUGCAU
Vigna umbellata (rice bean) is the source of this 2008-nucleotide messenger RNA. NCBI's taxonomy places the organism in Eukaryota, Viridiplantae, Streptophyta, Magnoliopsida, Fabales, Fabaceae. The record is from RefSeq and is a predicted model, not a curated record.